Messenger RNA from Hyla sarda, 4910 nucleotides. RefSeq lists its product as uncharacterized. Gene Ontology annotation, biological process: negative regulation of DNA-templated transcription. The record is from RefSeq and is a predicted model, not a curated record. Lineage: Eukaryota; Metazoa; Chordata; Amphibia; Anura; Hylidae. The coding region runs from base 95 to 3742 and encodes 1215 amino acids. The transcript is spliced from 7 exons.
GGCGUGUAGCACGGGCCCUUCCCGUCCGUACCGGGUGCGCUCGGGGCUGAGGAGCGGGACAACAAGACGAAGAGGAGGACGAGAGGCGGGGGAUAUGGAACGCGCCAAGUUUGGGGAAGAGGAGCCGGAAGUGGUGAUAGGGCCCAAGACGGGCCCUGCCGGGGAGUCACCAUGCAAGAGCCGCAGCCUAGAGGCGGAGAGCCCGACGAUGGAAAUAAAAGACGAGGCCGCAGGGGCUGCUUGGAAGAUACCAAAUACAAGUUAUGCAAGCUCAAUAGAUGCCAUGUAUCCUGAUCCAUCCGAUUCAUUUCCUGGUGGGCUUUUCCCAGGCUCUUCCUCUUUUGAUUGGAGCUCCCCAGAUAGUAGUAGUGAGGGGCGAAACAACAUCGGAGAAGUAGCAGGGCAAGAGACCUGUGAAGAAAGGGCUUCCCGGCCAGGAAAUAGCCGAAUCCCUGGAAAAGACCACAGGCGUUACUACCAUAAUCACUGGAGACUAGAGUAUCUGAUGGACUUUAAUGCCCGUUCCCAUAGUAUGAUCUGUAUGGUUUGCGGCAGCUCUCUGGCCACUUUAAAACUCAGCACCAUCAAGCGACACAUUCGCCAGAAGCACCCUUAUUCCCUCAACUGGACUCCUUGUGAAAAGGAGGUCAUCAUUGGUAGCUGGGAUGCGCACUUAUGCGUUGAUGCUCAGACACUUGCUGGGAGUGAGGAGCACAUGGCAGAGAACAUGAAAGCCACAACUGGUCCAAAAAAGAAAAGACGACGUCUACCACCAGUGACUAAAGGAACAUGGCGACCUAUGCUGAGUCCAGAAUUUCCUCUGCCUUCACCACCUGACAAAUUCCAGUUGGAGCAGUAUAUGAAUGAGUGUCUGCAGCAGUGGUUUAGAUUAGAGUUUCUAAUGGAUUAUGAUUACCAAGGAAAUAAGCUUAAUUGUAUGAUUUGUACAACUGCCUUACCAAGCCUCUGUCUUACCGACAUCAAAGAUCACAUUUUGGACAAUCAUCCCACCUCAUUGCAGUUCAACCAUACCCAGAAAGGUGUGAUUAUAGAUGCUUGGAUAAAUCGUAAGGAGACUCCAGAGGUGGAGAUGGAAGAAGACCUGAUUCAAGAUGUGGAGGUAGAAGAUGACAUGAUGCCAGAUGUGGAGGUGGAAGAUGAAGACAUGACUCCAGAUGUAGAGCUGGAAGAAGACCUGACUCCAGAUGUGGAAGAAGAUGAUGAAGAAGAAGAAGAAGAAGAAAAUUUGGCUAAAAAAGAUGUAAAAGAUGAUCAGGUGACACAAGCAACAACAAAACCAAGAUCUGAAAAUAGGAUGCUCAAAGCUAAACGUCUUGGCAAUGUAAUGGAGAAAGGUACAGAAUCUGUCCAACAUUUUGGAGAAAGCAAUAUUAAAGAUUGUGGUGCACAACUAAUAGAGGAGGAUAAUGUGGAAUCUACAGAUUUGGAGAUCUUGGAGGAAGAGGAACCAGGAACUGGAGAUGUUCAGCUGCUUCAUAAAGAAGUGCAAUUGUUGGCUGAGGAAGAAUGGAAAGCUAGGAAGAGACAUCUUCUGGAGUCAGGACGGAAAGCAAGAGAACUGUGCCUUCUAGAGGAACAUCAGAAAGUUAGACAUGAAGAAAAACAUGGAGCUAGGGAAGGCCAGAUCACUGAGGAAGAGAAGAGGAAAAUUCGGGAGAGACAGCUGCUGGAGGAGGAAGAAAAGACUAGACAAAUGUUGGCGGAAGAGAAAGCUAGAGAGGCUGCACUGUUAGAAACAGAACAACUAAAAGCUAGAGAGGCCCAGUUGCUGAAAGAAGCUAAGAAAAAAACCAAAGGGGUACAGCUGCUGGAGGAAGAGAAGAGAAAAUCUAAGGAAGCUGAGCUGCCAAAUGAAAAAAAGAGGAAAGCUAAGGAGGUCCAGUUGCCAGAGGGAGCUAAGAAGGUGGCCAUGGAGGCCCAGGUUAAAGUGGAAGACAUUAUUACAGAUAAGGAAGCCCUGCUGCUGGGGGAGGAGAAGUCAGAAACUAGGGAAGCUCAGCAUCUAAAAGAAGAGAGGUACAAGAGAUUGGAACAGGAGAAACUGACAGAUCAAGAUGGAAAGUUGAAAGAGGGACAAGCGUUAUCAAAGGAAGCACAGAAUGUGAAACCAGACAUAAUUGUGAAGGUAGAGGACCACCAGUCUGCUGUAUUCACCAACAGUGAGCAACAAGACGCAAAGACUGAAAAUCUUGUUCAAGCUGAAAUGAAGCAGAUUCAAAAAAUAGUGGUGGAAGGUGAAAAAACGCAGCCCAGUGAGCCAGAGAAGCGUGUAAUUGAGGUGCAGCAAAUGCAACAAGCACCACCCGUACUGGGAAUUGGACUCCCUGUGUUAAAAAUGGAAAAUCCAACACCUAUAAUUAUAACAAGGGUUUCUGUUCUCCCAGAAAAUACAAUCCUCCAGCCCUCAAAACCCAAACCCUCCACAUCUGCUAUUGAUAUCUCAAAAACUUGGCGGAUUAUUGCUCCUAAGGUGUCCCCAGCCGAUAACGAAAAUCCGAACCCUCCCUCUGCCAGCCCUGAUACCUCACAGACUCCUACUGGGGCUGACCCCACAGUAUGGGAGGUUAGUGUUUCACGGGGUAACAAUGGAAAUGUUAGCCAAAACCUUGGAUACCAAAUGCGAUGGCGCUCAGAAUUCCUAAUGGACUUCAAUGGAGUGCGUGGGAGUGUGGUCUGCAUGUAUUGCAGCUCUUCUUUAACUGUAUUCAAAGAAAGCAGCAUCAAAAGACACAUUGUACAAAAGCACCCUCAUACAGCGAACUUCUCUGAAGAGGAAAAGGCAGCAGUGUUACUCGAUUGGGAAAAUAAGUUAACUGAAAUAAAGAGGAUGGCAGCAAAGCCAAACAAGGAUGGAGUGGUUAUAGGAGACCUAGGGCUGAAUGUUGUAAAAGCACCAGAUUGUGACCCUGUAGAACCUGAGGAGGAAGAGAUUAACUGGGCUGAUGUACUACCAGAAAAUAAAGGUUCUUCUUGGGAGUUUGCAUUUGGAAGACUUCAAGAUAAAGUAAAGGACCCCCGUAGGUAUCAGCAUGACCGAUGGAAACUGGAGUUCUUAAUGGACUACACUCCAGCAAAGGAUGGAUUAAUCUGCAUGGUAUGUGGCACGACAUUGAUGAAUCCAAAAAUCAGUACAGUGAAGAUGCACAUCCAGCAGAAGCACCCCGAUACAACGUACCUGAGCGAUCAGGAGAAGGCUGUCGUCAUGGAAGAGUGGGAGCAAAAAAUAGCUUUGGGCAAAAAAGCAGGACAGCAACAUGGCGAGGAUGAAAUCUGUAUAGAAAUAAAUGAAGACUCCACCGCCUCUGAAACAAAUGGAUCAAGUGUUGCAGCCAGCAGUCCCAGUCCUACAAUUAUUCUACCAACCUUUUCCAAGACACCUAAAUCUACCCCUUCCCUGCCACCCCCAUGCAAUAGUGCAAAGCGCAAUUACCAGGUUCGUUGGCGCACAGAAUUCAUGAUGGACUAUGACUGCCGGCGCCAGGGUCUCAUCUGCAUGGUAUGUGGUGGAACAUUAGCCACCCUGAAAGUGAGCACUAUCAAACGACACAUAGUUCAGGUACACCCUUAUUCCGUAGAUUUUACAACUGAAGAGCGACAAAGGAUCUUGGAGGCCUAUAGUGAAAUGGCAUUACAUUAUAUUCAUUCUGAGGAGUGUUUUAAGACUCAACCCCAGGAGGAAGUAAAAGGACGCAAGCGAAAGUCCACUAUGGAAGAGUCAUAAUGAUUCCUAUAGUCAUCAUACCUUAAUGUGUAAAGAAACAAUGAACACACUGACUUGGCCUAAUGUGUCGUCUUUGCACAUGAAGAUGGGGUCUUGUUUAUCCCACCAUUUCAGAGACUGGUACAGAAUUCACUCACCAUUCAAAGACUUGCAUUGAGGAUCAGAAUUUGACUAAUGCCAUAGCUCUUCCCAUGCCACCAGUGACCAUGCAUUUCUUUGUUGCUUCCAGAAGUAUGUAUUGUCUAAAUCCUCCUUUGUAAGUGGACUGCAACUAUGCAUACCAUUUUAGAAGUUUGUGACAUUGCAUUUUACAGCCACGUGGGAAAUUACGGUCCAUGAAAGAUUUCUUUUGGGGUAAAAUACAUAGUCAACAAUGUUCUUUAUUUUUUAUAUUCACCUAAAUGCUUUAAAUAAGUGUUGACUCCCAUGGAUAGAAGUAUGCUGCAGUGAGGACAGUUUUAAUGGUUUCUCAAUGGACUCUUUAUGAAGAAUUGUUUCUUGGAAAACUUAAUGCAGACAUUUUACGUAUUUUCUCAAACAUGAUGAAGCUUACUUCAUCUGCAAAAAAGAAGUGAUGUAUACUUAUAAUUUUUAUCUCAAUGCGAUGGCGGUGAUCAUACUGUUGGUCUGGAAUAUCAUUUGUUACCCCCUUUCCCCCUCCCUUACCGAAAUCAGGGAGUUUCAUCUCUGAUAAGCACUUGAGCAUCUUGAGACAAUGUAGUUGAGUUCCCGCUUGACCUACAAUACUGAACCUUUAUUUCUGUGGCUUCAAAAGGGAUUUGUUACACUUGUUAACAUGAACUGUUCAUUUUAUUUUAUUAUUUUGCCUAAUUUGGGCUUUCAGGUAUAGGAAAGCAUUCCCAAUGUUCGAUUUCAUACUGAAAAACAGUUUGGUAGCAUAACUGGGGACCUGUUCAUUACUUUUCCUGUUUUUGCUUCUGAAUAUUAAAACUGAUGCUCUAAACAAUUAACUGUGAAAUGAUCAUUGUAUGUUGCAGAUAAAUCUGGUUUCCUUAUGUAGGUUGUUUUUCUUUGAUGUGCGACUCUUCAACAGUCCAUGUUAGAUCUAAGCACCUGUAAGCUCUGCUGACUGAGAGGUCCUUAUCUGCAGGUCUACAGACUUUGGGAUGGUAUGUGUAAGGAUUGAGAAAUUAAAUAAUUUGCUUUU